AUGCAAGAACGAUCUUUGGUUUCCUUGCUCAUCACUCAAGAGAACGAGAGAAACAAGCAACAAGCCAAGAAGAAAAAGAUUAAAGCCCUGACCGAGGAAAUUUCCUCUAAAAUACAACAAAUUAAUUUAUUGAUGGAGGAUGAAUGUGAUGAGCAAUUUUGUUUGGAUGAUGAUGAUGGAAACACUUCUGAUGAUGGAGAAAUUAUUAAAUUAAAGACUAGUCUUUUAAAUUGGAAGAAAUCUGUAAAUAGUAAACUUGAACAAGAUCCUAAAGGAUUGGCCAUAGUCGGUGGUGAAAAUUAUUACCAAGCUAGAGAUACAAUAUUCGAAUUGGAUGAAUGUAGAAUGAUUUUGAGAAAGGAAGUUAUUAGAGCAAUUUUUAAAAAAGUACCACCAGAAUUGCUCCGUAAUAUUUUCCUGUUUAUAGAUCCUAUUGAUAUCUAUCAAUCUGUAAGUCAGGUUUCAAGAGAAUGGUUGACCAUUUGUGAGAAUUUGCAAUUUUCUGCGAAUUUGGUUCAGAAAAUUCCAGUUUUAAGAUUGAACUUGAAAAAAUUUUGUGAUUCUCCACUAGUUGGACGAACCUUGACUAAACUAGAUCUUUCAUACAAUGAUAUCCAUAAUGAAGACAUUAAAGCAAUUACACAGAGCAAGGAGUUAAAAAAUCUUACUUCACUAAUUCUAUGCAACGAAUCAUUGACUGCCAAGGGUGCCGAAUACAUUGCCAAGAGUAAAAUCUUGUCAAAUCUAACUGAACUAGAUUUGGAUUUUAAUUAUUUAGACGAUGAAGGAGUAGAGUAUAUCGCAAAUAGUCAUUAUAUGUCCAAGUUGACUUCUUUGAAAGUUGGUGAUAGUGGAUUAACUUCUCAAUCCAUUAGUGCGGUUUGUUCAAAGCUCAAACUGAAAACAUUUGGAGUUUAUCUUAAUGAAUGUUUGUCCGAGGGUAUAAAGCCAAUAUGUGAAAGUUCAAAAUUGUCUAAGCUCACUGAUCUUAGCAUUGGAUGUAAUAUUAUUGAAGACAAGGGCAUGAAAAUUUUUGUGAACAGUAAUAACAUUGCAAAUCUUACCAGACUUGACGUUUCAUGCAAUAUAAUGACAGAUAUAAGUUUGAUUUUGUUAUCUAACUGUAAUAAGCUAUCUAAUUUGACCGAUUUAGACAUUGGUGAAAAUGAUUUUACUAUCAAAGGAAUGAAAUCAUUUUGUGAAAGCAAGUAUAUUACAAAGUUAGUCACUUUGAAAGCUAAGGACUUGAAGUUUGGAAAUGCUGGUAUGCUGAUGUUGGGCUCCUCUUCUAAUAUGAAAAACCUGACACAUUUGAGCUUGCAAUCAAAUGCAUUGACUGAAGAUGGACUGAAAGUAUUCUCUCAAUCAAAAACAUUUGAAAACCUGAAGUAUCUUGAUAUGUAUGGUAAUCCUUGCAGUUCGGGAAUAAGACAUAUUUUACAAUCCAAAUUUUUACCCAAUUUGACCUAUCUGAAUGCCUCAUCAUGUUCCAUUGGCAAUGAUAUUUUAUCCAAGCAUUUCAACUCUAUAGAACUUCCUAAACUCAAAACAUUAGAAUUGGAACUUAAUAAGAUUUCAUCAGAGGGAGUCAAAUUUAUUGCCAAACACAAGAAAUUAUCCAAAGUAGAUAGAAUAUAUCUUGGAAAUAAUUCGUUAGAUCCAAAAUAUGAAAGAUUUUUCUCCAUGUAUCCUUUCAUUCGUAUGGAUAGAAAUUGGGAUGUUGUUAUAUAG
Molecule: messenger RNA, 1731 nt
Organism: Naegleria gruberi
Lineage: Eukaryota; Heterolobosea; Eutetramitea; Acrasida; Naegleriidae
Product: LRR_RI domain-containing protein
Exons: 1
Coding region: 1-1731 (576 amino acids)
Molecular function (GO): protein binding
Source: RefSeq, a predicted model, not a curated record